Messenger RNA from Manduca sexta (tobacco hornworm), 774 nucleotides. RefSeq lists its product as uncharacterized. The transcript has a single exon. Bases 1 to 774 code for a protein of 257 amino acids. NCBI's taxonomy places the organism in Eukaryota, Metazoa, Arthropoda, Insecta, Lepidoptera, Sphingidae. The record is from RefSeq and is a predicted model, not a curated record.
AUGUCCAAUAUAAAAAAAUCAGAAUUAGAAAAAACUGUUGAUAUUCUACUUAAUAACGCUAUUGGCAAAGAUAUUCAAUCAAUUAUGCGACCUUUAAACUUAAUUCAAAACAUUUACUGCGCUCCAAAAUACCGUAUAAAGGAUAAUUUUAUCAUACCGAAUGGCAUUUAUGAAAACUUAAUCUCGUUUAGCGCAGUUCUAGCAUUAUUAAUAAUCUGUGUGAGUAAUAUUGCAUUCAGUUCUUGUCCAAUUAAAAUACUCUCCGCCGAUCUGAUAUGCAUCAGUGAUGUUUUAAAUGAGGUUAUCUCUUUGAUGGGUUUUAUUAUCAACUCCUGGGUAAGUAUCACCCAAAGCAAUAACAACGUGCAAUUAUUAUUGCUAUUGCAAACAAAUCAUCGAUUGAUGGAAUUUGCCGAAAGGGAUGUAAGUCUGUUAAAAAUUAGUAACUGGAUUAAAGUGAUUGCAUUGUAUUCAUGCAGCCUUGGUGUUUAUACGUCUUUGCAUAUGUACUUCCACAUCCCCUACAUACAUACAGUAUUUUUUGACGUCAUAGUAUUGUGUUUUGACAUGAACAUGGUGUAUGCUAUAUUCAUAAUGAAGUUAAUCGUUAAGAACUUGAUUCAUUGGCAUAAAGAAAUCCAGAAACCUGAAAAUGCUUUGAUUUUGUAUAAGGACAGAAUGUUUCAUUUAUACAUGAAUAUAAUGCUGGCAUACAAACUGUUCAAGAAGGCGUUUCAACUCUUGGUGAGUAGUAGUAUACAUGAUUUUUAUUAA